Didymodactylos carnosus is the source of this 672-nucleotide messenger RNA. The record is from the annotation of a GenBank genome assembly. Lineage: Eukaryota; Metazoa; Rotifera; Eurotatoria; Philodinida; Philodinidae.
AUGAGAAUACCCGCUACUCACUUAGCGCCAACUAUAAAAAUGGCUGCUUUACAGCGCUACACACCCAAUGAACAAGAAUACGUCAAUUCUUCUCCUCCGUUUACAGACAUAGUUAGUGAUAGGUCGACUCGACCACCAUCCAUUAUAGAACAACCAACACCCCAAUCAAAAGGACGCGCUAAAGAUGAGGAACUACCACGGAUAGAUCAAGUAUUGCCAGGGCCGAUCACCGUUAUACUUGUUGCCAUUGGUGCAUCAUAUAAAAAUCAAUGUCGAUUGGAACCUUACAUUCCAAUUUAUUUAAUUGUAUCCGGUUCAUGUGGAAUUGCCACACUGGUUCUUGUCAUUGUAGUCGUUUUAAGUAUUAUUUGCUUUUUUAAAAAACAGACUGCAGCAUCAGGAAUAAUGGCCAUAUGUUCAUUAUGUACUGUAUGUCUGGCAAGUGUUCUAUUAUCACUAUUUUUAUUCGCAUGGUUCAUUGCGGGCAAUGUAUGGGUAUUCCGUGCUCGUCCUAAUCUCAACACAUCGGAUAUAUACUCACCUAAUUAUUGUCAUCCAACAUUGUAUCAGUUUGCAUUUGGGAUUAUUAUUGUCAGUUAUAUUGGCUGUGCUAUAUCAUGUUGUACAUGCUGUUGUAAAGCAUUAUUAUCUACUAAAAAUACUUUUAAGUAG